GCAGCACGGACGCACCCUUUGCACUUUGUAAGCUCGACUUCGGCAUGAGUCCACUUCAACUACUCGAACAGUUUCCGCUCGAGAAAUUCUUCGGCUGUACCGCGCUCGUAGGCUACCAGACCAUCGUAACCAAAUCUGGACACAAGAAGGUAAACGGAGUGCAGCCGAACACCAUGCUAUUCUGUUGGGAGCUCAAAAGAGACGUCUUCAAAGGAGAAGUCGGGGUACUACUAUUUUUUGUAACAUCCCGAUCCCACUUUGUUUGUGUACUCUGAACAAGUGCCUGUCAUGCCUAGCGAUUUUUCAUUCUUCUGUUCCAUUCAGCGACAGCUCGUCAUUCUCCAUUUCUCCUCCUGAGUUCGGUGCGGGUGUGAGGUGAAACAAAUAUAUUAUAGGAACGCAGGAAACUAAACACCUAACUCAUCUUAAAUAUCAGGCGUUGCGGGAACUGAGCAGGGGUCUAGUGUAUAGCGGACGCUCAUUAUCGAGGAACAUUUUUUACGAACUGGUGCCUCGAAUGGUGGGCGCAAACAGCGGC
This is a messenger RNA of Amoebophrya sp. A25, 538 nucleotides long. The record is from the annotation of a GenBank genome assembly. NCBI's taxonomy places the organism in Eukaryota, Dinophyceae, Syndiniales, Amoebophryaceae.